Alternaria alternata is the source of this 1593-nucleotide messenger RNA. Its product is annotated as adenylyl cyclase-associated protein. The record is from RefSeq and is a predicted model, not a curated record. NCBI's taxonomy places the organism in Eukaryota, Fungi, Ascomycota, Dothideomycetes, Pleosporales, Pleosporaceae. Gene Ontology annotation, cellular component: cytoplasm. Gene Ontology annotation, molecular function: actin binding; adenylate cyclase binding. Gene Ontology annotation, biological process: regulation of adenylate cyclase activity; cytoskeleton organization. The transcript is spliced from 4 exons. Bases 1 to 1593 code for a protein of 530 amino acids.
AUGGCGAACAACAUGAAUAACCUCACGACGCUGAUCAAGCGACUCGAAGCUGCUACCUCGCGCCUUGAAGACAUCGCUAGCACCGCUCUGCCCAACAACGGAGAUGGAGCCGCAAGCCUCAAUGGAGCCUCCGCUGAUGCUACUCCAGGCGUCACAGCGGCAAACACGAGCGCCAACACCCCAAAACUCGUCGCGGAAAGCGCACCGCCCGCAAUUGAAGCUUUCGAUGAGCUGGUCAACUCAGACUUGAAGAACUGGCUAGACCUGAGCGGAAAGCUGGGAAGCGUCAUCGAAGGCCAGUCAAAAGCAGUCGAGGGAGCCUUCGCCGCCCAGCGCCAAUUCCUCUUCAUUGCGAACAAGGCUAAGAAGCCUGACGACCGCACCCUGAUGGAGCUUCUCAAGGAUCUCCAGGCGAGCAUGGAGAAGACAGACGAAUUCCGACAGAGCAACCGAGACCCCGCGCUCAAAGACUCCGUCUCCAUGGUUGCUGAUGGUGUUGGCUCCCUUGGAUGGGUUACAAUUGGCCAGGGCGGAGGUAUGAAGCCUCACGAGCACAUCAACGAGCUGUUUGGUGGAGCUCAGAUGUACGGCAACAAGGUCCUUAAGGAGUACCGCGACAAGCCCGACGGUGACGCCCAUGUCAAGUGGGUUCAGGCUUACUACAAACUGUUCAAAGCUCUCGCCGAGUACGCAAAGAAACACCACGCUACAGGCGUAGCCUGGAACAGCAACGGAAUCGACGCCAAAGACGCCGCAAAGGAGAUCUCCUCUGCACCCCUCUCAGGCGCGUCGAGCGUUCCUCCUCCACCAGCUCCUCCAGCAGGAGGUGUCCCACCACCACCCGGUCCCCCACCACCGCCAGGCCCUCCGCCGCCACCAGGUGCCGCGCCCGUUGCUAAGAAGGCCGCGCCCGAUAUGAAUGCCGUCUUUGGCGAUCUCAACAAGGGCUCAGACGUCACAAAGGGGCUCAAGAAGGUCGACCCAAGCCAAAUGACACAUAAGAACCCGUCGUUGCGAGCGAAUGCCACAGUCCCCACGCGAAGCGAUAGCACCGGCAGCCUAAGGAGUAAGAGUCCUGCGCCGCCCAAGGCUAAGAAGCCAGAGAGUAUGCGGACGAAGAAGCCACCGAAGAAGGAACUGGACGGAAACAAAUGGAUAAUAGACAACUUCGACUCACCAUCCGAGACAAUCGAGAUCGACGCCGAAAUCAACCACUCCAUCCUCAUCUCCCGCUGCAAGAACACAACCAUUCGCAUCAAUGGCAAGGCAAAUGCGCUUUCGCUCGAUAACUCCUCCCGCACAUCGCUCAUCAUCGACUCGCUGGUGAGCUCCGUGGACGUGAUCAAGUGUCCCAACUUUGCGCUACAAGUUCUCGGCACUCUCCCCACCAUCCUGCUCGACCAAGUUGACGGCGCUACCGUAUACCUCUCCAAGGAUUCGCUAGCAACUGAAGUUUUCACAAGCAAGUGCAGUAGCAUAAACAUCAAUCUGCCCACCGAAGACGACUACGCCGAGAACCCGUUGCCUGAGCAGAUCAGGAGCUAUAUCAAGGACGGCAAGCUUGUUAGCGAGAUUGUAGAACAUGCUGGUUAG